Messenger RNA from Eublepharis macularius, 775 nucleotides. Its product is annotated as atherin-like. The coding region runs from base 1 to 477 and encodes 158 amino acids. Lineage: Eukaryota; Metazoa; Chordata; Lepidosauria; Squamata; Eublepharidae. The record is from RefSeq and is a predicted model, not a curated record. The transcript is spliced from 3 exons.
AUGGCCCCGACGCCGGGGAGCCGCCCUCGCCGCCGCCCGGCCCCGCGCUCCGCCGCCGCCGCCGCUUCUUCCGCCGACCUCACGUCCGCCCGGCGCCCUUCCCUCCUUCCUGCCCUCCCUCCCCCCGCGCCCUCGGAGCUCCGGCGCCGCCCAGGAGAAGGCGGCCGAGAGCGGGACCCCAGCCCGCCCCCCCGGCAGCCCCUCCCCUCCGAGCCCCGAGCCGGGCGGCCGCGCGAGGCGCUGCUGGCUCGGCAGGCGAGUCGGGAGGAAGCGCGCAGCGGCCAAACCGGGCCGGGCGAGGAGGAGGAGGAAGCAGCCGCGCGUCUCCCGUGCGCGCUCCCGGGGCCCGCGAGGUCCGGGUGUGCAGCCUCGUCCUCACAGCGGGGCAGGAGGGAGGGAAUGUGUGUCUGCACAGAGAACACUCGACGCACAACAGUUUCAGAUGCCUCUGCUCUGGAGUUCGUAUCAACCGCAUAAUGCUUGACGAAGGUGUCAUCUGACGACCAUGUGGCUGCUUGGCAGAUGUCACUGAGAGGCGUGCCUCAGAGGAAGGCUGCCGAAGACGACUGCGCUCUCGUAGAGUGUGCUCUUACCGAUCUCGGACAUGGAGAACCUGCUGCAAGGUAACAAUGUCUAAUGGCCGCCACUAUCCAUCUGGAUAUGGAUUGAUCGGAAGCUGGGAGGCCCAUACGUGUGCCAGCAUAGCAAAUUAAUAAAGCUUUUGAUUUUCGGAAAGGCCUUGUCCUGUGUAAAUAAUACAAUAAAGCCCGUUUUA